Messenger RNA from Anopheles maculipalpis, 465 nucleotides. RefSeq names its product troponin C, isoallergen Bla g 6.0101-like. The coding region runs from base 1 to 465 and encodes 154 amino acids. The transcript is spliced from 4 exons. Lineage: Eukaryota; Metazoa; Arthropoda; Insecta; Diptera; Culicidae. The record is from RefSeq and is a predicted model, not a curated record. Gene Ontology annotation, molecular function: calcium ion binding; enzyme regulator activity.
AUGGAAAAGACUGAAUUGAGCAAGGAUCAAAUGAAAAUCCUGAAGGAUGCCUUCGAUGCGUUUGACAUUGAGAAGAAGGGCAGCAUCUCGCUGGAAGUGAUCGGUACGAUCAUGGAACUGCUAGGGUACGCGCUGUCCGAGGAGGAGCUGAAGGAGGUCAUGGAAGACUACGACGAGGACGAGUCGGGUCAGAUCGAGUUCGAAGAGUUUAUCGAGCUGGCUUCGAAUUACGUCGAGCCGGAGGAGGACUACGAUGUGCUGAGGGCCGAACUGCGUGAAGUCUUCAUGCUGUACGAUAAGGACGGUACGGGUUUCAUUCCGGUAAACUCCUUCAAGCAGAUCCUCCGCGAGCUGGACGGUGCAGUGCCGGAAAACGAACUGGAUGACAUCGUGGACGAGAUUGAUGCGGAUGGGUCGGGCACGGUUGACUUUGAAGAAUUCAUGGAGGUUAUGACAGGUGAAUAA